Molecule: messenger RNA, 1746 nt
Organism: Panicum virgatum (switchgrass)
Lineage: Eukaryota; Viridiplantae; Streptophyta; Magnoliopsida; Poales; Poaceae
Product: phospholipase A1-Igamma1, chloroplastic-like
Exons: 3
Coding region: 199-1746 (515 amino acids)
Biological process (GO): lipid metabolic process
Molecular function (GO): glycerophospholipase activity
Source: RefSeq, a predicted model, not a curated record
CCCGCGUUCCAACGGCGCCCCUCCCCUGCCGCGACCUCCCCGCUGGGCUCCCGACCCUCCCCCGCUGCGCCACCGCGCACACACAGCUCUCCUUCCUACACGCUCCAGCCCCUCGCCGACCACUCACCGCGGCCACAAGCACAAGCACAAGCAAAAGCACGCUGCUGCUCCCUGCUUUGGCGGCCACGACGAGGGACGAUGCGGUCGCCUCCCUCAUCGCCUCCCUCAUCGGCCACCUCGAGCACGACGUCGCCCACGCACGGCCAUCAAUACCGUGACGACGGAGACGUUCAUCAGGAAGAGGUGGAGGAAGACGAAGACGACCUGCGCCUCCUCGACGCUCGGCGCCGCGGCGCGUGGAAGCACCAAGCCGAGCUGCCCACGCGGUGGCGCGAGAUCCACGGGCGCGACGACUGGGCAGGUCUCCUUGACCCGAUGGACCCACUGCUCCGUUCCGAGCUCAUCCGCUACGGCGAGCUCGCUCAAGCCUGCUACGACGCCUUCGACUACGACCCGUCCUCUCGCUACUGCGGCAGCUGCAAGUACCCGCGACGCGACUUCUUUGAUCGCCUCGGCAUGCCGGAGGCAUCGCGUGGGUACGCCGUGUCACGGUACCUUUACGCGACGUCCAACAUCCGGUUCCCAAACUUCUUCCCGCAGUCCAGGGCGGGUGCCAAGAUCUGGAGCCAGAGCGGCAGCUGGAUCGAGUACGUGGCCGUCUCCACGGACGAGGAGAGUGCCCGGCUGGGUCGACGCGACAUCGCCAUCGCGUGGCGCGGCACGGUGACGCGGCUCGAGUGGGUGUCGGACCUCAUGGACUUCCUCCGUCCCGUGGCGGACGAAGGCAUCCCGUGCCCUGACCCGGACGUCAAGGUGCUGGCAGGCUUCGUCGACCUUUACACCGACAAGGACCCCACCUGCCGGUUCUGCAAGUACUCGGCGCGUGAGCAGGUGCUCAUGGAGGUCCGUCGCCUCGUCGCCCGGUACGCGGCGAUGGGCGAGGACGUGAGCAUCACCGUGACAGGGCACAGCCUCGGUAGCGCGCUGGCGAUGCUGAGUGCCUACGACAUCGCCGAGUCCGGCGCGAACGUGGCCGUUUGCGGGGACGGGGAGCAGAGGAGGAAGGCGCCCGUGUGCGUGUACUCGUUCGCGGGGCCACGGGUGGGGAACGCGGCGUUCAGGAGGCGGUUCGAGACGGAGCUCGGGGUGAAGGCGCUGCGGGUGGUGAACGUGCACGACAACGUGACGAGGAUGCCUGGGAUCCUGCUGAACGAGGGCGCGCCCGAGGCUGACCGGAACCAAUGCACAUUUAUGCGAUGCGUUUUCCUGACCCUGCACCAGAGCGCCCAGGGCUGUUUAGCGGAUUUAGAACCUUCGUCCUCUAACCACCUCGAUCCGGUAGGGUACCACGGGCGCGGGGAGCGGUUCGUGCUGGCGAGCGGGCGCGACCCGGCGCUGGUGAACAAGGCGUGCGACUUCCUCAAGGACCACCACGGCGUGCCCCCCUGCUGGCGCCAGGACGAGAACAAAGGCAUGGUCCGUGGCCGCGACGGGCGCUGGGUCCAGCCCGACCGCCAUGGCUGCUGGCACAUGGACGACCAUGAAGACCCCCACCCCCACCACAACCACCGUGACCACGACGACGACGGCCACCACCAUCGCGGCGGUCAUCGUUGCGAAGGCCACGGCGGCACCGGCCAUGAGCGGCACGGGCAUGACCUGCAGUCUCAUCGGCCAGGAAAUUAA